This is a messenger RNA of Manihot esculenta (cassava), 1507 nucleotides long. Its product is annotated as auxin efflux carrier component 5. The record is from RefSeq and is a predicted model, not a curated record. Gene Ontology annotation, molecular function: auxin efflux transmembrane transporter activity. The coding region runs from base 201 to 1265 and encodes 354 amino acids. Gene Ontology annotation, biological process: auxin export across the plasma membrane; auxin polar transport. The transcript is spliced from 5 exons. Gene Ontology annotation, cellular component: endoplasmic reticulum; plasma membrane. Lineage: Eukaryota; Viridiplantae; Streptophyta; Magnoliopsida; Malpighiales; Euphorbiaceae.
GAAUCGUAUACACCCACCAACCUCAUCUCAUCUCUAUCAAAGAAGGAAAAAAAAAAAAAAAAGCAGAAAAAUAAUGCAUGGCCUUCGAUCGACGACGUCCUGCACAUGCAUAUAAAUACUCAACCAAGCUAGUUUCUCCACAGUAGCAAAAUAGAGAAGGGUUAGGUUCCGUUCUUUGAAGAGAGUUGACGUAUAGAAAAAUGAUAGGGUGGGAAGAUGUUUAUAAGGUGGUGGUGGCCAUGGUGCCUUUGUACGUGGCCCUGGUGUUAGGUUACGGGUCAGUAAGGUGGUGGAAAAUAUUCACACCUGAACAGAGUGGAGCUGUGAAUCGUUUCGUUUGUUACUUCACUCUCCCUCUUUUCACCUUCGAAUUCACAGCCCAUGUUGAUCCUUUCAACAUGAACUAUCUAUUCAUUGGUGCUGAUGCUAUAUCUAAGUUCAUUAUAGUGGUUGUGCUUGCUUUCUGGGCUAAGUUUAGUAGCAAAGGAAGCUACACAUGGUCCAUUACAAGCUUCUCUUUAUGUACGUUAACUAAUUCUCUUGUUGUGGGUGUGCCUCUGGCGAAAGCCAUGUAUGGGCAGAUGGCAGUUGAUCUUGUGGUUCAAUCAUCUGUCAUUCAAGCCAUAAUUUGGCUUACCAUUUUGUUGUUUGUGUUGGAAAUAAGAAGAACAGGACUUGAUAUUUCUUCUAAUACUAAUGGUGAAAAUUUAGACAAGGAUUUGGAGGGGAUAAGUAGAAGUGUAGAUCAUAAAAUGGAAAGUGCAAAGCCUUCUUUCUGGGCUUUGAUGAAGGUGGUGUGGUUGAAAAUGGCUAUGAAUCCUAAUUCAUAUGCCUGUAUCAUUGGUCUUGUUUGGGCUUUUAUAGCAAAAAGGUGGCAUUUUGAAAUGCCAAGUAUCAUGGAGGGGUCUAUAUUGAUCAUGUCAAGGGCUGGUACAGGCACUGCUAUGUUUAGCAUGGGGAUCUUCAUGGCUUUGCAAGAAAAGUUAAUUGCCUGUGGGACAGGACUAACUGUUGUAGGGAUGGUUCUAAGGUUCAUUGCUGGACCUGCAGCCAUGGCUAUUGGCUCUAUUGCUGUUGGUUUGCACGGUGACGUUUUAAGGGUUGCUAUUAUUCAGGCAGCAUUACCACAAUCUAUUACAUCCUUUAUAUUCGCAAAAGAAUAUGGAUUGCAUGCAGAGGUGCUAAGCACAGCAGUUAUCUUCGGCAUGAUAGUGUCGCUUCCAGUGCUAAUUGCUUAUUAUGCAGUUUUAGAAUUUGUACAUUAGGAAUCUCAGACAAUUUUGAAACCAAGUACCAAGGGACAAAGAGAUAUGUUGAAUUAUAGCUGUGUUAAUUGCCACGUUUAAUUAAUACCAUUUUACAAUUUUCUUCUAAUAUAUUUAUGUCCUGUAGCCAAUUAUAAAUUAUAAAAAAAAGUGGCUUUAAUUAUGACGUCACUAUAUAAUUACUCUUAUAUUAUCAUAUUAUGUAAUAUUUCAUUGAAUUUUGUUAGGUUUAUUUUUCAAAA